Cokeromyces recurvatus is the source of this 420-nucleotide messenger RNA. RefSeq lists its product as uncharacterized. Bases 37 to 366 code for a protein of 109 amino acids. The transcript is spliced from 2 exons. NCBI's taxonomy places the organism in Eukaryota, Fungi, Mucoromycota, Mucoromycetes, Mucorales, Mucoraceae. The record is from RefSeq and is a predicted model, not a curated record.
UUUUUUUUUUUUGUAAAAUUAUUAUAAACAUAUAUAAUGACUGAUCUAAAUUGGUGUACUUAUUGUGAUAAUGCUAUUACGGAAAAUUCAGAUUCUCUAUAUUGCUCUGAAAAAUGUCUUCGACAGGAUGCUUUACAAAAGGAUCUGUCACUUGGCUAUAAAUUUCUCAAAUGUAAACAAUUCCCUAAGCCAUUACAUAAGCCUGAUGUGUCGAAUAUAGUGACAAAACCGAUAGCAUUAUUAAAAAAUGAUGCAAAUAGACAAUCUCUUGAUACUGAAUCAUCAAAAUUUUAUAUUAAACCGGUUAAGUUAGAGCAAACAAGUCGUAUAGAUAACAGUAACCAUUAUUUAUUUAAGAGAUAUUAAAAUUUUAUCAAAAAAGAAAAAACAAAAUCAAACAUUAUUUAUUUUAAUAUAAAG